AUGUUUUUGUCAAUUUACUUUAUCGUUUCAUUAUAUAUAUGCGCUCCUAAUUACUCACCUGGUUGCCAUGUCAAUUCAAAUGAAGUUCAAUUGAGUUGUCAGCAACUAAUAUCCCGGGAGGGGUUCCUACCCCACCACUUUUCUUUCACACGUGGAGCAACGGUUCAACUCAACAGAUUCACAUCACAACAUCCGCUCAACACACUUGAACAAUUUUGUGUCGCACUAGGAAACAUAGACUCUGUGACCUUUUUUAAAUUCUCGAAACGUAAAAGAUCAUUCCAAAGUAGACGCUGUAAUGAGUCUUAUUGCGUGCGUGAUACUCAGGUAUACUUUUUCUCUAACCAUGUUCGUGUUGUAUUGUUACCUAGAGUAUAUUCUUUUAAAGUUUGGGUGCUGGUUGUUUUGUUUGUUCUACAUGAAAUAUUAUUUAACUGUUUACGAUUGUUUACAUUACAUUUUGUGUAA
Molecule: messenger RNA, 468 nt
Organism: Lodderomyces orthopsilosis Co 90-125
Lineage: Eukaryota; Fungi; Ascomycota; Pichiomycetes; Serinales; Debaryomycetaceae
Product: membrane transporter
Exons: 1
Coding region: 1-468 (155 amino acids)
Source: RefSeq, a predicted model, not a curated record